Aspergillus pseudotamarii is the source of this 3132-nucleotide messenger RNA. RefSeq lists its product as uncharacterized. Gene Ontology annotation, molecular function: NAD binding; malate dehydrogenase (decarboxylating) (NAD+) activity. Gene Ontology annotation, biological process: pyruvate metabolic process; malate metabolic process. NCBI's taxonomy places the organism in Eukaryota, Fungi, Ascomycota, Eurotiomycetes, Eurotiales, Aspergillaceae. The record is from RefSeq and is a predicted model, not a curated record. The coding region runs from base 458 to 2434 and encodes 658 amino acids. The transcript is spliced from 6 exons. Gene Ontology annotation, cellular component: mitochondrion.
GCGUCCCGACCUGUACUCCGUGCUACACGGUAGUUAUCGUCCUGGUCCAAAAUUGCCGCAAUCCAUUGCCAACUCCUUUUGCAAUUUACCUCAUUCUCAUUCGCUUUCAGCCCUGUCUGCCACUUCUCAUCGCUCGCUUCGUCCUUUUGAAAUUCUAUUUCUCCGCAUUUGUCGGGUUCGGAGACUCUUCCCGUUUCUCCACAUCUAUCCCAAUUCGUCCCCAAAUUUCCCAAAAAGCUUCGUAUCCUAUUCCCACUGGUGAGACUCGGACUAAAAGUAUGCAACCAUUAAACGUCCUCCCCGAUAUCCACCGUCGCGAUCCCGACCUCCCUGACUGGCCCUUUGGAUCCCGAGUCUUCCCGAUUGAUGAGUCUGAGCCUUCGUCUAAUCACUCCACGGCCCUUGUUCUUAGACCUCGCGACGACCUCGUUGGAAAUCACAACGGGUGUUCUGUGUUAUGACCACCGGAAUGUUGUGGAUUUCUCCUCAGAGGGGUUCAAUGUUAGCGCGCGGACAUAAAAACAGACUGCUUCCUAUCGUUCUGUCAUCUCGUGCAACCAUUUCUUCUGCAUCUUUCUCAUCUUCUUCGUUAUCAUUUUCCAUUGCUGGUACUCGCCCCAAUAGUAGUGUGACUCAGCUUGCCCCAAUGGCUCGUCUUCCUGCACAGCAAGGCCGUCAGGUCCAUGCGACCUCGACGUCGUAUGUGAACCAUGCCGCUCCAGUAGAGGCCAACUUCGAUACCGCCAACCCUCCAUACAUCCGCAAGUACCUCCGCACAUACGGUCUGACUCCUCCGCGCGCAGAGUCCUACGAGGUCCAGAAAACAAGAUGCCUGGCACAAUUGGCCUUGAAGCAAACCGCUAUUGACAAGUUUCUCUACCUGAGCACUCUUCGCAAGAACAAUGUGCAUUUAUUUUACCGUCUGGUGACGGAUCAUCUGAGGGAACUUACCCCUCUGAUCUAUACCCCGGUCGUCGGUGAAGCUUGCCAGAGAUGGUCCGAGAUCUACCAGCAACCGGAAGGUAUGUACCUAAGUUGGGAAGAUCGCGGCAAUCUUGCUGCUGUCAUUGCCAAUUGGCCCCAGCCCAAUGUGGAGAUCACAUGCAUCACCGAUGGCUCCCGAAUUCUCGGCCUCGGCGACCUUGGCAUCAAUGGAAUGGGCAUUCCUAUUGGCAAGUUGGCGCUCUACACUGCAUGUGCAGGUAUUCGCCCCGAGGCCACUCUGCCUUUGACUUUGGAUCUGGGAACAAGCAACAAGACUCUCCGGGAAGACCCGUUGUACAUGGGUAGCCGCCGUGACAAGAUUACCCCGGAAGAGGAGCGGGAGUUCAUGGAUGAGUUGAUGGCUGCUCUUACGGAGCGUUGGCCUGGCAUUGUCAUUCAGUUCGAAGACUUCAAGAACCCCUUCCCUGCCUUGGAGCGCUACCGCGAUAUUUACACGUGCUUCAACGAUGAUAUCCAGGGCACGGGAGCCGUCAUCCUGGGUGGAGUCAUCAACGCCGUGAAGCGCUCGGGCCUUCCUUGCAAGGAUCACCGUGCUGUCUUCUUUGGUGCGGGAAGCGCCGGUGUCGGCGUUGCUAAACAGAUUGUUGCUUUCUUCAUGCGUGAGGGCAUGACUGAAGAUGAGGCCCGGUCAUGCUUCUACCUGGUUGACACCAAAGGUCUCGUCACCACUGACCGUGGCGACAAGCUCGCCGACCACAAGGUCUACUUUGCCCGAGAGGACAAUGAAGGCCAGCAGUAUAAGACCCUUGAGGAGGUUGUCGACUAUGUGAAGCCAACCAUCCUCAUGGGUUUGUCUACCAUUGGUGGCGUCUUCACCCCAGAGAUCCUACGCAAGAUGGCCGACUGGAACACCGCUCCUAUCAUUUUCCCUCUCUCCAACCCCUCCUCCAAGUCCGAGUGUGACUUCGAGACCGCUAUCACUCACACCGAUGGUCGGGCUCUCUUUGCCUCUGGUUCUCCCUUCCAGCCUUUCUCAUUCACUAACUCUGCUGGAGAAACUCGCACCUACUAUCCGGGCCAAGGCAACAACAUGUAUGUCUUCCCUGGUAUCGGUCUGGGUACUAUCCUCUCCAAGGCGGUCAAGAUCACCGACAGCAUGAUCUAUGCCUCGGGUGCGGCCCUCUCGCAGGCCCUAACUGCGGAGGAGAUCGAACGUGGUCUGCUCUAUCCCGACUUGACCCGGAUCCGCCAGGUCAGCGUUGUGGUGACACGCAAGGUCAUCCGUGCUGCACAGGAAGACAAGGUUGAUCGUGAGACUGCCUUGCGCACCAUGAACGAUGACGCGCUUGAUGCGUGGAUCAAGGCCCGCAUGUAUGACGCUCACAGCGAAGUUCUGGCCUUGGAGAGGGAAGUUGGUGCCCUCUUGCACAACCUGAACCCAGCCUCCCUCUUGAAUGGAUUGUCGAGUGAAGAGAAUGCCAAGCUGUAAACGGCUCGUAUUUUUUUUGUUCUUCUUCCUUCCCUCAUACCCUUUUCCCCUCAUCUUCUCCAUGCUCGACUCCGUAGCAUCCCCCCUUGGAGCAAUCUUUCUUGCGUCACUAAAAUCCUGGGACUUUCCAGGCCGGUUUGAUUUGAUUUGAAGCGCUUUUUUUUUUGUUCAUGCCUCACGGCCGUUGGCUAGAAGGAUGCACUUGUUCCUGUAUACCCCGUUCAUCACUAAUUGCGAUUUGUCCUACAUUUUGGACUUGGGUAUUUGUUCGGUUCGUUUUAGAAUGGUCCAUGAUUGUGGUAUUUCGGGCAAAUUGAAUGAAUAACAAUUGAUUGAAUUGGACUUAUUUUCUGCUUGAUGUUUCGUGUUCCAUCCAACUCUUAGAGUAAGUAAUUUUGUGUAGGUAUUAGGCAGGGUAUCUCUCUGGGGCCGUGAACCUCCACCUGGACCCUCGCAAGCUUUUCCCCUCGUGGGCGGGCAUGUGAAGUGGGGAAUUGCGGAGGCUUUGCAUUUGAAUCUCUCCGGCGGGCGAAGCUAAGGUUAAGGUUGUGCAGAUCUAAUCUUUACCCCCUUCGCAAUGGAUGUCGCAUUGGGAUUUGGGAUGGAUUUUCAAUGGUCCCUGGUCGUAGGAAUGUUGGAAACAUGUAUGAAAAAGAUUUCCCUCUAUCUAAAUCUAUCAGGGUUGGUUAACAACAAAC